Messenger RNA from Hemicordylus capensis (graceful crag lizard), 3116 nucleotides. Its product is annotated as oocyte zinc finger protein XlCOF22-like. Lineage: Eukaryota; Metazoa; Chordata; Lepidosauria; Squamata; Cordylidae. The record is from RefSeq and is a predicted model, not a curated record. The transcript is spliced from 5 exons. Gene Ontology annotation, biological process: regulation of transcription by RNA polymerase II. Bases 366 to 1661 code for a protein of 431 amino acids. Gene Ontology annotation, molecular function: RNA polymerase II cis-regulatory region sequence-specific DNA binding; DNA-binding transcription factor activity, RNA polymerase II-specific.
GAGAGGAGAGGUGGCGCCCUUAAGAGCUUCAGGACAGGCAAAAUAUCAGCUGGAGGAACUCUCUUUUGACAUAGUGCUUGUAGACGCUUCACUGGUUGAAUGUCUACCUGUCGUGCAGCGGGAGAGAAGUUAAAACAAAUCAAAAGCUGCUUAAAACGGGGAGAAAGGGGUGGGUGUUGUAGGUGGCACAAGCCCCGACAGGAGCAGAGAGGGGAUGAGGCAAGAAGGAACAGGCAUUGUCUACACUCCAAGGUUUCAGACAAGAGUCUAUUGCAGCCUUUCCUGGAGAUGCCAGGGAUUGAAUCUGGGAUCUUCUGCAUGCAAAGCAGAGCUGUCACCUCACUCGGCAUCUUAGUGGAGAGAGGAUGGCCCACCUCCUGCCAGAUCUUUGCAGAGAAAGCCAACUGACUGACAGCAAUCCAUGGGCCAAUGACAAAGCAGACUGCUUGAAAGUGAAGGAGGAGGUCCUGGAUGAGGAGACCACCACCUCUGAGAUUCAGCGCCAGCACUUCCGUCACCUUGGUUACCAGGAGGCCGAGGGACCUCGAGAAAUUUGCAAUCGUCUCUGGGAACUUUGUAAUCUGUGGCUCAAACCAGAGAGACACACGAAAGAGCAGAUUCUGGAGCUGGUGGUUCUGGAGCAGUUCAUGGCCAUCCUCCCACCAGAAAUCCAUAGCUGGAUCCAAGAUGUGGACCCUGAGAACUGCUCCCAGGCAGUGGCCCUGGCUGAAGACUUCCUGAUGAGGCACCAAGAAGAUGAAAGGCAGGAAGAACAGCUGCUGGGGCCGUUCAAAGAGGAGGAAGCUCAUUUUCCUGAGGCUGAAGAAGCUUCAUCCGAUUCCUGGCAGCAAGUGAUCUUAGGGGAGAUCAAGGAGGAGGACGAUGAUGCCUUGCUGGGUGAUGAGAGGGUGUAUGGGGAGGAGCCAGAACGUUCUGGGGAACUGAGACUGCAUGGGACAUUGUUGGGAAGAACCGAACUGAACGUUUCCCACAAUCCCGAGCUGGGGGAAGCCUCCAAGAGCCAGCCAGGCGGCUGCCAUGGGAAGGAAAAGGAAAAAUUAAUUUGCAGUACGCAGGGGUACCAGCAAGUCAAGGGAGCAGCAGGCCAGCCAAGAAUCCAAGAUGAGCGGUUGAAAAAAUGCCCGGAAUGUGGCAAAGGCUUUGUGUGGAGAUCCGAACUUAUUGAACACCAGAGAUCCCACACGGGAGAGAGACCCUAUUCAUGCUCGUACUGCGGGAAAAGCUUCAGCCGCAAAUCAUACAUCAUUAAGCAUGAGAGGAUACACACAGGGGAGAAACCUUACAUCUGCUCCCACUGUGGGAAAGGCUUCAUUUCCAAGUCGGACCUUAUUAAACACGAGAGAACCCACACAGGAGAGAAGCCCUACAUCUGCUCGGACUGCGGGAGAAGCUUCAGUAGGAAGCAGUUCCUUGUCACUCACCGGAGGACGCACACGGGGGAGAAACCCUACAAAUGCUCCGAGUGCGGAAAGAGCUUCAGUCAGCGGACGUGUCUGGUCAUCCACGAGAGGGCCCACACCGGAGAGAAACCGUUCAAAUGUUUGGUUUGUGGGAAGAGCUUUGGCCGGAGGGACAUCCUCAUGACGCAUCAGAAGCUGCACAACAGAGAGAAGGCAUACCAGUGUGCUGACUGGUUGUGAACUGGUUGUUUGUAGCAAGCAUGUAUGCUUUGAGUUUGAGGGCGGCUUCACACGGCUGGCGGCAAGUCUGGUUGCCACAAACCACCCGUUCCUGGUGAGCACACGCUUCCAGCAUGAGCCACGAGUUCCAGUCCUGGCAGGUCAUGCAAACCCGCCCAUGUCUGGUUCCUUAGCCACCCUUCCCUUUGCCACCUGACAUCUGUACCCAAGAUUUGAAGUUGGGUGCCAUGUUCAUUUUUUUUCAUCUGUGUGCGGAAUGAGUUUUGUUCUGGGAGGCAGUAUCAAGGCAUUGUGUAAAUAUGUGCAUUCAGAGUUGGGCCUUCCUGAUUCAACCUGAGCAGGAUCUAAAACCAGGGAGCCAGCGUGGUGUCGUGGCUAGAGUGCCAGACUAGGACCGGGGAGACCCAAGUUCAAAUCCCCAUUCAGCCAUGAAACUAGCUGGGUGACUCUGGGCCAGUCACUCUCUCUCAGCCUAGCCUACUUCACAGGGUUGUUGUUGUGAAGAGAAAUCCAAGUAUGUAGUACACCGCUCUGGGCUCCUUGGAGGAAGAGUGGGAUAUAAAAUGUAAAAAAAUAAAAAAUAAAAUAAAAUAAAAACUAACUGAAUGGACAUCAGAAAACAUGUGAGCGUGCGCAUACACACAUACCUUAGGGCAGGCCUGCUCAACUUAGGCCCCCAGCUGUUUUUGGACUACAACUUGCAUCAUCCCCAGCCACAGUGGCUAAUAGCCAGGGAUUGUGGGAGUUGUGGGCCAACAUCUGCAAGAGGGCCGAAGUUGAGCAGCCCUGCCUUAGAGGGAACACUGGUUGGGUGGCGGAAGGAAGGGCAUCUGGACAUUAGCGGGUUUGCACAAUGUGACAGGAUGAACUCAUGGCUCAGGCUAGGAGUGCAUGCACACUAGGAACUGGUGGUUUGCAGCAACCACUCUGUAACUGUAUAUAUUUGAGAAGUACAUUAAAAAGCAAAGCUGAGAGUACAGGAAAAGAACUUGAAUGGUGUAAAACCACAGGGCCCCUUCACAUCUAACGCUAUUCAGUCUCAGAUGCUUUUAAGUGAAUAUCCAGACAUGUAAUGUGUGAAUGAAGCACACCCUUGUACCAGACAGAUAAUGCUGAUCAGAGAGCCAAGCCUGGCUGCAUUUCCCUGAUGAAUUUUCUGUUUACAUACAUCAGUCAAGAAGUUUCUCACAAGCCCUAAAAAAUAAGAGUCAAACCCUGUUUUUUUAGAUUGUAUGCCUGGGCCAUAAACUCUCUUUUAGUAUUGUACAGCAUCUAGUGUUCCUUUCAAGCCCUUGAUAGAAAAUAAAUAAAGGAAUAGGUGUGUGUGUGUGUGUUCUUUCUGAGGAGUGUGGGGCAGAUGACAAUUAGAAAGCAUUGAUUUAUUUUUAUUAUUAUUAAAUGUUUAUUUAAAUGUUGAUAUAGUGGAACAAAAUAAAAAAACAAUUUUACCACCUA